AUGCCAGCUGGAGCUUCAACCAUUUCUGAUGAUUUUAUGUUGCAGGAAGAUGUAAAACUCAUGGUGGGAAUAGACCUUGAUGCCUAUAGGUUAUCCAUUUCUUGGUCAAGAUUGAUUCCAAAUGGUAGAGGACCCAUUAAUCCCAAGGGAUUGCAAUUCUAUAACAAUCUCAUCAAUGAACUCAUUAGUAGUGGAAUCCAACCACAUGUAACACUACACAAUUAUGAUCUUCCACAGGCACUCGAAGAUGAAUAUGGGGGAUGGAUUAGUCCUAAAAUCAUAAGAGACUUCAUAAAUUAUGCAGAAGUGUGUCUCAGAGAGUUCGGUGACAGAGUCUUAUAUUGGAAUACUAUGAACGAGUCAAACGUGUUCACCAUAGGUGGUUAUGAUCAAGGAACAACCCCACCUACACGAUAUUCGCCCCCAUUUUUCCAGAAAUAUAACAGCAGUAGGGGUGACUCCAUAACUGAGCCUUAUUUGGCAGUUCAUCAUAUUUUGCUAUCACAUUCUUCAGUAGUGAGAUUGUAUAGAAGAAAGUAUAAGAUUAUUCUUCCUACAAAUGAUACAGAUGAAGACUGGGUAGCCACUCAAAGAGCCCGUGAUUUUUUUAUUGCUAAGUCCUUACAAGAUGCGUUGAAGCAAUUAUAUCUGAUUGAUGUUAUUGAUGAAAAUGGUGCAAUUACAAGUAUUGGACAGAAAAUGGCUGAGCUUUCAUUAGAACCUUCCUUAUCACGAACCUUGAUGGAGGCAAAUGAUUAUGGUUGCAUACCUGAGGCUUUGACUAUUGUUGUCAUGUUAUCAGCUAAAACUACAUUGCUUCCUCUCUCUCAUAUUAUUUCAACAACAAGAGUAAUGCAAAUCAUUAUAAUGCAUUGUGCCAUUGGUAAAGUAGUGUGA
Arachis duranensis is the source of this 897-nucleotide messenger RNA. RefSeq names its product hydroxyisourate hydrolase-like. Lineage: Eukaryota; Viridiplantae; Streptophyta; Magnoliopsida; Fabales; Fabaceae. Gene Ontology annotation, biological process: carbohydrate metabolic process. The record is from RefSeq and is a predicted model, not a curated record. Bases 1 to 897 code for a protein of 298 amino acids. The transcript has 7 exons. Gene Ontology annotation, molecular function: beta-glucosidase activity.